AUGUCUACCACGAAUAAUACCAAAAACUCGGUGUUCAUCACCUCCUCACCAAACAAGCCAACACAAAAAAAACGGAAAGGAAAUGAAAAUGAAACUACUAAUGAUCAAUCAUCAUCACAAGGCACCACUACAACUGCCAAACCACCUUCUCCACUUUCCCUUCGUAAACUCUCAUAUUCUGAUUCUACAUCAACAACAUCCAAUGAAGAUGAGCUCUUUUCACCACGUCGUUUCUCCCUGAGCGAUUCUGAUACUGAUAUCACACUUGGCGUCAAUUAUGACGAGCAAGCCAUGCAAAAAGAAGAGGAUUACGAAGAAGACAUUUAUGACUUUUCAUAUUCUCAACUUUUGGAUAUUGAAUACGAAGAUGAUGAUGAAUUUAAUCCGUUCGAUUUCAUUGCCCACCUUCCUCCAAAACCUAAGAUUUAUCCAAUUCAAUAUUGCCUUCCACCAAAGGAGCAAGGUACUCCCGAAAUUACUCUAGUUCUUGAUCUUGAUGAAACACUUGUUCAUUGCAGCACUGAACCCAUUCCAGACUCUGAUUUCACAUUCACAGUGUUGUUCCAUGGGGUUGAAUAUACAGUCUAUGUACGAAAAAGACCAUACUUUGUCGAGUUUUUGGAAACUGUAUCCAAGAUUUUCGAAGUGGUUGUUUUCACUGCAUCACAAAGUGUGUAUGCUGACAAAUUACUCUCAAUCCUCGAUCCUGAAAGAAAGUUUAUCAAGUAUCGUGUAUUCAGAAAUUCGUGUAUCGAUGUCGAACGAAACUACUUGAAAGAUUUGGAAGUCUUGGGACGUGAUCUUUCCAAGACAGUCAUUGUGGACAACUCUCCUCAAGCAUACGGCUAUCAGAUUGAUAACGGUAUACCGAUUCUUAGUUGGUUUGACGAUAAGGAAGACCGUGAACUCAUGAAGCUUAUUCCAUUCUUGAAACAACUUCAAAAGCAUGACGAUGUAAGGACAAUCAUUCGUAAGAAAUUUCACCUUAGAGAAAUUUUAGACAAUUACAAAAAGCAUUAG
This is a messenger RNA of Naegleria lovaniensis, 1020 nucleotides long. RefSeq lists its product as uncharacterized. NCBI's taxonomy places the organism in Eukaryota, Heterolobosea, Eutetramitea, Acrasida, Naegleriidae. The transcript has 3 exons. Gene Ontology annotation, molecular function: phosphoprotein phosphatase activity. The record is from RefSeq and is a predicted model, not a curated record. The coding region runs from base 1 to 1020 and encodes 339 amino acids.